Messenger RNA from Sciurus carolinensis (gray squirrel), 2142 nucleotides. RefSeq names its product family with sequence similarity 166 member A (gene Cimip2a). NCBI's taxonomy places the organism in Eukaryota, Metazoa, Chordata, Mammalia, Rodentia, Sciuridae. Bases 1 to 966 code for a protein of 321 amino acids. The transcript has 7 exons. The record is from RefSeq and is a predicted model, not a curated record.
AUGACAGCUACCCAGAAACAUGACCUCUUCACACCAGAACCUCACUACAUCCCUGGCUAUGCCGGCUUCUAUCCACAGCUGCGUUACCAAGUGGGGAACACCUAUGGGCGCACCACAGCACAGCUGCUCACAGACCCCAGCGUGCAGAAGAGCCCAUGCUCCGUUCUCUCCCCUAUGUCCAAGCCCAGGUUCAUUGAGGACUUCAGCAAGUCUAAGCCCCCCUUUGUCCCUUGCCGGGACCUGAAUGAGCCCUAUAUCCCCCACUACUCUGGUUUGAAGCCAUACAAGAACUUUGAGAUCCUGGGCCAGCUCCCAGCCCAGGAGGUGGGCGCACAAGGGUCACCAGAGAACAUAUCCAGACAGGUUCUGCUGCCUGCAGGUUUCAUGCCCUAUCCUCCCUACCCCCCAUGCCCACCUGGCAGAAAGGGGUACUCUGGAGACUUGGGACACCCAGGCCUGCUGCUGGCACAUGGAGAAGAUGCCUGGAAGACCACUGCCCCUGUCCCUGAGAUUCCAGGGCAGUCCCAGCUGUACCACUGCAGGAGGGACGAGUAUCUGCCCCCACCCUACAGGCAGGAGACCCUGGAUGUGGGCAGAUUUCAGAGGCUGCCCCAGUUGGACCACCCCAACCUGAUCCAACGCAAGGCCAUCUCAGGCUAUGCUGGCUUCAUCCCACGGUUCACUUGGGUGAUGGGGAUGAAUUACCGCGAUGGAGUCACACAGGCUAUGGAUGAGUUCGACAAGAACCAGUUCCUGUUCAGAAAUCCAGUCUGUGCCUUGGGCGAGAGGUUGCCCAAGACCCACUGGCCAAACACCACCAUCUACAACAGCCAGGGCCUGAUCCCAUUCUACAUGGGCUUCAUCCCACACAUGCAGGACAACUAUGCACUGACCUUUGGCAACAGCACCCGCAAGGCCUACCGCAAGGAACUGGAGAGGCGAACCCACACACUGAAAAUGCUUUAAUGGUGGUGUCUGUACAGCAUGUGACGUUAGACAGAGGACAGCAAGUGCACAGUGAGAUAUGGCCUGCAGAACAGCUGAAUGAAUAAAGAGUUCACACUGCUUCCACGCUUCACAGACAACUCUAGGCCACCUCCUCCUCAGCCUCCUCCUCAAACUCGCCCUCCUCCUCCGCUGUGGCGUCCUGGUACUGCUGGUACUCAGACACCAGGUCGUUCAUGUUGCUCUCGGCUUCAGUGAACUCCAUCUCGUCCAUGCCCUCACCCGUGUACCAGUGCAGGAAAGCCUUGCGCCGGAACAUGGCAGUGAACUGCUCCGAGAUGCGCUUGAACAGCUCCUGGAUGGCUGUGCUGUUGCCGAUGAAGGUGGCGGACAUUUUUAGCCCCCGGGGUGGAAUGUCACAGACAGCUGUUUUCACAUUGUUGGGGAUCCACUCGACAAAGUAGCUGCUGUUCUUGUUCUGGACAUUAAGCAUCUGUUCAUCCACCUCCUUCAUGGACAUGCGGCCCCUGAACACAGCAGCCACCGUUAGGUAGCGGCCAUGGCGGGGGUCACAGGCGGCCAUCAUGUUCUUGGCAUCAAACAUCUGCUGGGUGAGCUCAGGUACCGUCAGGGCCCGAUACUGCUGGCUGCCUCUGCUGGUCAGGGGGGCGAAGCCGGGCAUGAAAAAGUGCAGGCGGGGGAAGGGCACCAUGUUCACAGCCAGCUUCCUAAGGUCAGCAUUGAGCUGGCCUGGGAAGCGCAGGCAGGUGGUGACCCCACUCAUGGUGGCAGACACCAGGUGGUUAAGGUCACCAUAGGUAGGUGUGGUCAGCUUUAGGGUUCUGAAGCAAAUGUCAUAGAGGGCUUCAUUAUCAAUACAAUAGGUUUCGUCUGUGUUUUCUACAAGCUGGUGGACUGAGAGAGUGGCAUUGUAGGGCUCGACCACUGUGUCCGACACUUUGGGGGAGGGCACCACACUGAACGUGUUCAUAAUCCUGUCUGGGUACUCUUCCCGGAUCUUGCUGAUGAGGAGGGUCCCCAUCCCAGACCCAGUCCCCCCACCCAGGGAGUGGGUCAGCUGGAAACCCUGCAGGCAGUCACAGCUCUCUGCCUCCUUCCUCACAACAUCCAGCACAGAGUCGACCAGCUCCGCGCCUUCUGUGUAGUGCCCCUUGGCCCAGUUGUUCCCAGCACCAC